This is a messenger RNA of Cyphomyrmex costatus, 1571 nucleotides long. RefSeq lists its product as uncharacterized. The transcript is spliced from 7 exons. The coding region runs from base 24 to 1253 and encodes 409 amino acids. NCBI's taxonomy places the organism in Eukaryota, Metazoa, Arthropoda, Insecta, Hymenoptera, Formicidae. The record is from RefSeq and is a predicted model, not a curated record.
AUCUUCUGUCAGUAAACCUGAAGAUGUCGUUUGGUGUGGUAGCUAACUGCCUACUUAUCAUUUUUGUAGCUCUAGUUAAUGGAAUGCCACAGAGAGAUGAUACAGCAAAGGAAAAAUCUGACUCACUUCCAUUUCUUCAAUUUACUGACGGAGGAAUUCGAGUGAACUUUGGAGGAUAUCAUGCUGCAGCUGGACUCGGCGGUCUUUUACGAGGUACGGGUGGUGGACUUUUUGCAAGUGCGGGAACUCCAUGGGGUGCACAUGCUGGCGCAGGAUUAGGUGGCAAAUUAGGUGCAGAUGGUAAUCUUGGCGGUGGUCUUUAUGCUCGAGCUGGAGCCGGCAAUGGAGGACCAGAAGCAGCUGCUGGCCUUGGUGGAAAACUGGAUGGCACUGGACGGUCAGUGAACCCGAUUGCGGGUGGCUUAUAUGCAGGAGCAACACCAGGCGGCGGUCCAGGUCCGGGCGUGUUUCUAGGCGGUGGUUUUGAUCAACCCGGAUUCGAUGGAAUUAUAAGUGGCAGUACAAAUAACGAAGCUAAUUUAAAUCCACCUGCGGCUCCUGCGGGAACAUCUUCCGCAUCAGCGAGUGCGGAUGCAACUACUAGUGAAAAGAAACCGACGAGAGGUCGCACGAAUAUACAAAUCAUACCUUCGAAGGCGCACAAAGAGAAAGAGAAGGUGUUAGAUGCUGCCGCGAUGCUACGAGCUGAUGCACCGAUAAGUGAGAAAACCGAGUCGCAAAAUAAGGAGACACGACGUGCUGUGCCAGUCGUGGCACCCGCGCCAGAAGUGGGCCUCGUCAAAUCGGUUUAUGUUGGAACAGCGCCAGCCGUGAAAACCGUCGUUCUGGCACCUGUAGCUGCACCUACACAAAGCACAGGCCAAGUUACUGCUACCGUCGAUACAGUUACAACAGUCGUCAAUCCGAAUGUAGUCGUUGCGAAGCCCGCGUAUCCACGCUGGUAUCUUAGAAAAAGAUUCUGGACCCGUCCUAGGAAAACAGUUUACGUUGCUCCAACAGCAACGGUUGAUACUCAAAAUUCUCCUUCGGAUAUAGUCGGUGGACUUUUCGUCAAUUCAGUGGGAGAUGGCGGCGCGGUUGCUGCAAGCAAAACAUCUUAUGUCAGCGAAUCUUUUAUCGAUAGUAUUUUUAACAUCCCGAUUUCUACAUUGUCUGCUGUUAAUAACGCUGUUAAUCAACUGCUGGGAAAUAACGUCGUUAAGACCGUUGCCGUAGCUAAGACUUCACCGUAGAGAGUAUAUUAUUAAACACACUUAAAUUCCUAUUAUAAUUGACGAUUACAUAACAUUGUAACUGUCAUCGUAUUGCACUCGAAGACUAGAAUCCUUGAGGUAUAUUUAGCAAUUUCCAUUUUUCACCUAUUCAGCCUCUUUUGACAAGAAAUGUUUGUUCUACCUACUUACGAAUGCUAUACACAUACUAUGCCCAUCUCCUGGUUCUCUGUACGUGAUUAGAUUACGCAUCAAUCCAGCCAUCCUGUAUAUACUACAAUAUUUCUUUGCCUGCGAAUUAUUUAAAAAAGAAAAUACAUGUACUAAUAAAGUUUUAUA